Messenger RNA from Hydra vulgaris (swiftwater hydra), 1167 nucleotides. Its product is annotated as ras-related protein Rab6. The record is from RefSeq and is a predicted model, not a curated record. Gene Ontology annotation, biological process: vesicle-mediated transport. Lineage: Eukaryota; Metazoa; Cnidaria; Hydrozoa; Anthoathecata; Hydridae. Gene Ontology annotation, molecular function: GTP binding; GTPase activity.
AUUAUAAGAACAUUUUAUUAUGACAACUUCAGACUUUGGAAACCCUCUUAGAAAAUUUAAACUGGUAUUUCUUGGAGAACAAAGUGUUGGAAAAACUUCUUUGAUCACAAGAUUUAUGUAUGAUAGUUUUGAUAAUACCUAUCAAGCUACUAUUGGAAUAGACUUCUUGUCAAAAACUAUGUAUUUAGAAGAUAGAACAGUUCGAUUACAAUUGUGGGAUACUGCUGGUCAAGAAAGGUUUCGCAGUUUGAUACCAAGUUAUAUUCGUGAUUCAUCAGUUGCAGUUGUUGUUUAUGAUAUAACAAAUGUAAAUUCAUUUCAACAAACAAGUAAAUGGAUAGAUGAUGUUAGAGUUGAAAGAGGUAGUGAUGUCAUUAUUAUGUUAGUUGGUAACAAGACAGAUUUAGCUGAGAAAAGGCAAGUUGCCACUGAAAGCGGGGAAGCAAAAGCCAAAGAAUUAAAUGUCAUGUUUAUCGAAACAAGCGCAAAAGCAGGUCACAAUGUAAAACAGCUGUUUCGAAAAGUCGCGUCAGCUUUGCCAGGCAUGGAGAACACACCAGAUAAAAAAGAAGAUUUAAUAGAGGUUACACUAAAAGAUAAUCCUCAAGAUCAGAACAACCAGGAAGGACGUGGGUGUCCUUGCUAGUGUAAACAUGUAUUUUGAAUUCUAAAAGGCUUUGAGUUUCAAACGACAUUCUAUAUAUGACAUGUGCAAUAAUAUCGUUCAAGAAAAAGUAUUAAUACUUAAGUUCUUUUCCGGUCUAAGUAUGGGUUUCUUUCUUGAAUUGUGCGGGAAAAGUUUUUUAUUGAAUUGCGCAUGCGUAGUUCUGUUUUCUGAUUUUCUCCUUUAUUAUUUGAAAUGUUUUUCAGUUGUUUUGUAAUUGUUUUUAAAAAUUAUUUAUUGUGGUUUAUUUAAAGUUAUUAAAGUAUUCUUUUUAUUGUCUUUUUCUCAAUGGAUUUUUUUUGUAGUUUUUUUCAUGGUUUUUUAAUUCUUUUUGAAUUGCCAUGAUAACAUGUUUAAAAUUUUUGUUACAUGAACCUUUCUGUAACAUAUUUAUAUGAAAUAUAAAACAAAGAUUUUGUGAUUAAAUUAUUUUGUAUUAUAGUCGAAAAUACCUUUUUCGGUAGGGAUGAGAUACUAAAAUCAAAAAAAAAAAUCAGUAAUAA